AUGAUUAUUGACAAAGAAAAGUAAUAAAUAAGAGAACUGUUUGCAAAUGACCAGAAAUAUGUCUAAAAUGAAAAAAAGAUAUAAAAUGACUUUAUUGUUUAAAUGCAAGUUGCAAAAUAUGAUUCUAAAAACAAAGAAGAUCCUUUAUUAAUAUAAGCAGGUUUCUUUAUUAAAUUAUAUCCUUAGGUUUAACUUAAUAAAAAUAAUCUGUUUUCAUCAUUUAAGGAAAAUUGUAGAAUGACAAUAACAUAAGAUCAAUUACUUAUUAUAUGAUCUCAUAACUAUAAAAUUAAAAAAAUUAGUAAUCAUUCCAUAAUAUGAUUUAGAGAAUUUUUCAUAAUUUAUCUCAAUACAGAAUUGAAAACCUACUUGCAUUUAUCAAAAUUUUAUUCAACCUUUAAAGAAUUUCCUUGUAUCUAUUUUGAAAACCUCCAAAAAAUAUUUAUAGUACAUGGAAAUGUUUUCAUAAAAUCAUGGUUUUGGUUUCAAAACAGUGUUUAAAUAUCAAUUUUGAAAUAAAAAACAAUUUAUCUUGAAAAGUAUCUAAAUCCUUAAAAUUUAGAAUGGUUUAAUUGCUGAAUUAUCAAUUUUUUUAAAAGUAAUAAUUUGAAAAAAUACCUUUUUAUUGCAAAGAUUCUUCUUAUUAAUAACUUUAAUAAGCUUUUACUGGAAAUAAACAAUAAUUUAUCCAAUUAAACGAAACUUAAAUUUACAACCUUGAAUUAGAUGAAUAUGAACUUACAAGCAAAAGAAUACCAUUAAUUCUUGAUCUAUGCAUCACAAAAUUAUUAUAAAAUCCUAAAAAUAUUAUGUUAGAAGGAAUAUUUAGAUUGUGUUCUGCUUAAACUCAGGAUAAAGAAUUUGAAAAUUAUUUAAUUUAAAAACAGUAUUAAGAAAUACUUGAUUAUGAGAACAUAAUAGUAAUAGCCAAUUUUAUUAAAAGAGUUCUAGAUAAAUUAAAGUAUUCAGUUGUUCCAUAUUAAUAUUAUAAUUAAAUUACUACAAUGAAUAAAUAUUCUAUUGAAGAUACAUAGCAAUUAAUCUAAUAAUUUCCAAAUUUGAAUAAAAAUUUAUUUACUUUAAUAAUACUAAUACUGUAAUCUGUGGCUUCCUAUUCUCAUAUUAAUAAAAUGAAUGCUAGUAAUUUAGCUAUAGUUUUUGGUAUUAGCUUAUGUAGACCCCAAGUAUAUGAAUAAGAGAAUAUUUAAGAAUAAUAUUAGAAGUAUUAUUCUUAUAGUAUAUUUAGAAUAAAAAUGAUAAAUUAAUAUAUUUAAUUCAUAAUUCAAAAUGCUACCUAAAUAUUUCCAAAUUAGAAGAUAAGUGACUUUUUACUUGAAACAGAGAUAGAAUAAAAUGAGAUACAAUAAUAAGAAGGAUAACAAUAAUGA
This is a messenger RNA of Paramecium primaurelia, 1388 nucleotides long. The record is from the annotation of a GenBank genome assembly. Lineage: Eukaryota; Ciliophora; Oligohymenophorea; Peniculida; Parameciidae.